AUGCAGUCUCAUAAUGUUCUCAUAGUAUUCGCAAAAGCUUCUCACGAGGCAUGGCAUCGCUGCGACUGCGUUCCAGUGGGCAACGACGGAUCUGUACAUGUGGUCUGUCAUCGACUGCUCGCUUCUACCGUGCCCUCUCUUCCCACCGUCAGCUAUCAACCUCAACCAACACCUAAUGUUAUAGCCCUAUCGAUGACCGAAGGUGAUCUCACAUUUAUUCAACAAGACGCAUUUCGGAUGAACGACAUUCAAGCGCUUGAUUUCUCUGACAAUCAAAUUCAGACGGUUAAUGUGAACGCUUUUCGCGGGCUUGAAAUGAAGCUCACACACUUGAGUCUCAGAAGGAACAACCUAACGGUGAUACCUACUUGGGCGCUAACUUAUCUACAUCAGUUGCAAGUCUUGCGCUUAGAUGGAAAUCGUAUCAGUCAUAUCCGAGCCAACACAUUUGAUGAGACACAACUCAACAACCUUCACUUCCUACAUCUAGACAACAAUCAGAUACAACUCAUUCCAAACAUGGCUUUUGCGAGACUACGAUUAAUCGUACUUACGCUGUCAAACAAUCGAAUUACACAUUUGGAAAAACUGUCUCUGCCAUCUUCGAUAAGUAUCCUCGAAUUAAAGAAUAAUUUGCUAACUGAGAUUCCAUACCUAGCUCUAAAGGAUAAGACUGCAUUACAAGUUCUAGACUUUGAUGGAAACAACAUUUCAUCUCUGCAAUACAACCCAGAAGUCUCGUUCAAAACCGAGUUGAACCUUGUUCUACGAAAUAACAAUAUUCGAAGUUUAUCAGCCACGUCUUUGAAAAGCUUCAGAAAAUUCAAAGAACUUGAUAUAAGUUACAACCAAAUAUCCAGUGUUCAUCGAAGUGCAUUUGAAAGCAUCAGUCAUAUAAAGGCACUCGAUUUGAGCUAUAACUCUAUCGCAUAUAUAGAACGCGGAACGUUCAAGAAUUUGGCAAAGAAUUUGGAGCGAUUGAAUCUUGAAGGAAACAUUUUUCAUGCCUUACCAGAAGCUCUGGGUGACCUAUGGAAUUUAACCCACUUAAAUUUAAAUGGAAACAAAUUAACUAGGUUGGACAACAAGAUACUAGACGGACUGAAGAAUGAACUUGUGGAGCUUUCGCUGGCUUAUAAUCGACUGAAGAUUGUUUCAUUGGACGUGUUUAUUGGAAUGACCCGACUGCAACACCUAGACUUAUCCAAGAACAAUAUCAACAGACUUGACAGAUCAUUAUUAAGCACAUCUAUUGGAAUGGGAACAAACUUGGCAUAUUUGGACUUAGCUGGAAACCAAAUUAAGAGCAUAGACGAUAAAGACACAUUUCUUUACAUGGGAUCAUUAGCCCAUUUUGAUCUCUCCUAUAACCAAAUCGAAGAAAUUGAACCAAAAUCCAUCGAAAAGUUGGCACGAUUGGAAAAGCUUUAUCUACAGAACCAACUGCGUAUAAUUGACUCACUGACUACGAAUUUUGCGUUUUCCGAGCUCCCUAGCUUGCGCUAUCUCGAUCUAUCAAACAAUGUGAUCGUGCAAAUACUUCCACAGGCUUUUGCAGCAUUACCAGUUCUCGAAACCUUACUACUUCAUAAUAACAAUAUCAAAGCAAUUGAUAAAUUAGCGUUCCAACAUCUCGAUAAAAUAGAAUCACUGGACAUUAGCCACAAUUUGCUGAAAAAUUUCAGCUGUGACUACCUCGGUUCAGUACGGAUAAUCUACAACCUUAACCUUGCUCACAACCUUAUCACAGAGACGGAUCUUAUGUGCAUACUACGAAGUCUAGUACGACUAAAUCUAGCAAACAACUUUCUGGAAACUACCAAAAAGGUUAUUCUGGAUGGAGCUGACGCAUUGCGUGAAAUGAGCUUAAGGAACAAUGGAAUUUUCGAGAUUCAGAACAACGCUUUUAUUUGUUGCCCGAAGUUGUCCAUGAUCGAUCUUUCACAUAAUCAUCUGCGGAUGAUCCGAAAGGAAACAUUUCUCCAACAAGAGUUUCUCCACUAUUUGGAUAUAAGCCACAACGGUUUGCAAAGCUUUCAACCGGGAUGUUUUGGCAAAAAUAAUAUUCUCUCGCUUAACAUCGCCUCAAAUGAGCUCGAUCGAAUACCGACCGAAGCACUAGAAGCGAUUUCCGACAUGUUAACAACACUCAAUCUGAACAACAACCGAAUACGAACACUCGAUGCGACACAAUUUCUUGGACUACGAAAUCUCACCCAGCUGACUAUCUCAGGAAAUCUCAUUGAAGCUAUCGAAGAAGCCGCUUUUGAACACCUUCCUGUCCUUAAAUAUCUCGACAUCAGUGAUAACCCUGUGACUACAUGGAGCCCAUCUGCGUUUAAGGAUAUGAGUAGCAGUAUACACACUCUAAACCUUGCGAAUACGGGACUCUUCUCCAUACCAAGAAUGAGCUACUAUGCAAUUCAGAACUUUAACCUUAGCAUGAACAAGAUCCAUAACAUCGAUCGAUCAGAUAUAGCAAGAACUUCCCAACUUGUUUCUCUCGACAUCUCAUUUAACAACUUACUACGACUCCAAGACAAUGUGUUUGUUGAUCUUAUCUAUCUCAAAACAUUGAACAUUAAAAAAAUGUUACUUUAUCUCGAAACGCUAUCCAUGCACGACUUGAUGUCGUUAUCGAAACUUCCUGAACCACCGGACUUCUCUCAUCUCGUAUACAACAUUGCCUCUAGCUUCCAACAGUACGAAAUAACAAAAAUUAUUCAACAUCUUCCACCGUUACGAUCACUUCAUAUUGAGCUACGAGAGUCAGUAAUCGAUACACAGCUUAAUGACAUUGACAUGGCCCAUAUGCGACAAUUUACACUAACUGGAAAAAAUAUCACUAACAUAAGCUCUAUCGCAUUUCAUAUGCUCAGAGGAUACCGUUUUCAUUUAUCAAUUACGGGUACAUCUAUACGUGAAUUUCCUGAAUCACUAUUUACUGCACUUGACAAUAUCCAUUUUUUAUCACUGUAUUUGCGUAACAACCAAAUCCGAUCGAUCAAUCCAUUCAAGAACACAGUUCAACCAGUGGUCAAUCAAUAUGGUACAAUUCUGGAGUCAAUCGACAUAGAGAAUCCAAUCCAGUGUGACUGCUCAAUGUUAUGGGUUUCCAAGUGGAUUCAAUUAUCACCAACGCACGCAAAAGAGUUCGAAAAUGCUCACUGUGAGCAUCACGUCUCCACGGACAAUUCUUUGACUUACAAAUACACCACUGAAUUUGUGAACGGGUCACAAUGCUUUCAACAAAAAGGACGAUCGAUUAACUCAAUAUACCUAACUUUUUUCACUACGUGUAUAAUCGUUCUCGUUUAUGAACAUCAAUAA
Messenger RNA from Angiostrongylus costaricensis, 3330 nucleotides. Lineage: Eukaryota; Metazoa; Nematoda; Chromadorea; Rhabditida; Metastrongylidae. The record is from the annotation of a GenBank genome assembly.